This is a messenger RNA of Acanthosepion pharaonis, 762 nucleotides long. The record is from the annotation of a GenBank genome assembly. NCBI's taxonomy places the organism in Eukaryota, Metazoa, Mollusca, Cephalopoda, Sepiida, Sepiidae.
AUGAAGGGAUUUACACAGAAAAGAGAUUUACUUACAGAGGUUCGAUAUGUGAAACUUGAGUUUGUAGCUCUCGACGGGCAUCAUAUUCUUGCCAAACAGAAACGUCCUAUUGUAUGUUCAAUAUCUAUCUAUCUAUCUAUCUAUCUAUCUAUCUAUCUAUCUAUCUAUCUAUCUAUCUAUCUAUCUCAUUCUGUUCAUAUCUAUCAUUCUAUUUAUCGAUCCAUCUAUCUGUCUAAUUCUGUUCAUAUCUAUCUAUCUAUCUAUCUAUCUAUCUAUCUAUCUAUCUAUCUAAUUCUGUUCAUAUCUAUCUAUAUAUCUAUUUAUCGAUCCCUCUAUCUAUCUAAUUCUGUUCAUCUAUCUAUCUAUCUAUCUAUCUAUCUAUCUAUCUAUCUAUCUAUCUAUUUAAUUCUGUUCAUAUCUAUAUAUCUAUUUAUCGAUCCAUCUAUCUGUCUAAUUCUGUUCAUAUCUAUCUAUCUAUCUAUCUAUCUAUCUAUUCAUUCUAUCUAUCUAUCUAUCAUUCAUCUAUCUAAUUCUCUAUCUAUCUAUCUAUCUAUCUAUCGAUCUAUCUAUCUAUCUAAUUGUGUUCACAUCUAUCUAUCCAUCUAUCUAUCUAAUUGUGUUCAUAUCUAUCUCUCUCAUUCUGUUCAUAUCUAUCUAUCUAUCUAUCGAACUAUCUAUCUACCUAUCUAUCUAUCUCAAUCUGUUCAUAUGUAUGCAUGUAUAUUUGUAUGUAUCUAUCUAUCUAUCUAUCUAUCUAUCUAG